This is a messenger RNA of Coffea eugenioides, 2478 nucleotides long. RefSeq names its product LRR receptor-like serine/threonine-protein kinase FLS2. The transcript is spliced from 6 exons. Lineage: Eukaryota; Viridiplantae; Streptophyta; Magnoliopsida; Gentianales; Rubiaceae. Gene Ontology annotation, molecular function: protein binding. The record is from RefSeq and is a predicted model, not a curated record. Bases 1 to 2478 code for a protein of 825 amino acids.
AUGGUUGCACAUCAGGACUUAGAACUUGAGCAACUAGACGUGAAGACAGCUUUCCUACAUGGAGAGUUAGAUGAAGAGAUUUAUAUGAUUCAACCAGAUGGAUUCCAUGUUUCGAGAAAAGAAUAUUAUGUAUGCAAGUUGAAGAAAUCCUUGUAUGGAUUAAAGCAGUCCCCAAGGCAGUGGUACAAAAGGUUUAACGGCUACAUGAUUGAGCUCGGCUACAACAGAAGUCAGUAUGAUUGUUGUGUAUAUCACAACAAACUUGAAGAUGGUUCGAUGAUCUACUUGAUUCUGUAUGUAGAUGAUAUGCUCAUAGUUGCGAGGAACAAAACUGAUAUACAGAAGUUGAAAAGUCUUCUCAGUGCAGAGUUUGAGAUGAAAGACUUGGGUGCAGCACAGAAAAUUCCGGGAAUGGAGAUUUUCAGGGAUAGAGCAAAGCCCUUGAAUACUCCGAGUGCAGCAAAUGCUCAACUAUCUGUUACACUCGCACCACAGUCAGAAGCAGAGAUAGAGUAUAUGGCUAAGGUUCCCUAUUCUAGUGCAGUGGGCAGUUUGAUGUAUGCCAUGGUCUGCACUAGACCUAAUCUGGCACAUACAGUUAGUGUUGUUAGCAGAUUCAUGGCUAAUCCUGGAAAGGAGCACUGGCUGGCAUUGAAGCGAAUUUUUCGUUAUCUGAGAGGUACGUAUGAUGUUGGUCUCAUCUAUGGAGGUGAUACAGAGUGUUUGGUUACAGGCUAUUCAGAUUCUGAUUAUGCUGGAGAUGUUGACGGUAAUAGCCUGUCUGGUAGUCUUUCAUCCAGCAUAUGUGCCCGUCUUCAAGGACUCUCAUGGCUUGACCUUUCCCAUAAUGAAUUAAGUGGCAUGAUACCAGCAUCCUUAUCUAAAUGUUCAAAGCUUCGUGUACUGGGGUUGUCAUACAACAACUUUAGUGGAGUUAUGCCGGAAGAAGUUGGGAACUUGACGGCACUCCAGCAACUAUAUCUUGGUCACAACGAUUUAGAAGAUAGUGGAAAUCAACAACAAUCAGCUUUCCGGUUCUUUGCCACGGAGGUGUUCAAUAUUUCGUCAUUGGAGACUAUUGAUUUUGCUGGUAAUAGCCAAUCUGGUAGUCUUCCAGUCAGCAUAUGUUCCCGUCUUCAAAGACUCAAAUGGCUUGAUCUUUUCUAUAACAAAUUAAGUGGUAUGAUACCAGCAUCCUUAUCCAAAUGUUCAAAGCUUCGUGUACUGGGGUUGUCAUACAACAACUUUAGUGGAGUGAUGCCAGAAGAAGUUGGGAAUUUGACGGCACUCCAGGAACUAUAUCUUGGUAGCAUUCCAGAAGAGUUUGGCAACCUAAAGUAUCUAGAAGUACUUAAUAUGGACUUCAAUAGCCUAACUGGAUCCAUACCCGCUCAAAUUUUCAACAUCUCAACACUGCAAAUAUUGGGCCUUGAGGGCAAUAAGCUUUCUGGAAGACUUCCGCCCUCCAUGGGUUAUGGAUUAAUCAACCUCGAAGAACUUUGUCUCAAUAUGAAUGAGUGUGAUGGAGUAAUACCACCCUCAAUCUCAAAUGCAUCUAAAUUAACUGUGUUGGUCUUGAAUUCAAACAGAUUUAGUGGUCCAGUUCCAAACUCUAUUGGGGACCUAAGACUUCUAAGACGGCUGAUUCUCUAUGAAAAUCAUUUGGCAACUGAACCUUCAUCAAGAGAAUUGAGUUUUAUCAAUUACUUGACAAAUUCGUGGACCCCUUCCAUCGGAGUGAGACACUUGCAAAAACUCCAAGGUUUAAGUUUGACAUCCAAUCAACUGAGUGGUUCAAUUCCAAAUAGUCUUUGCGAGUUAAAGAGCUUAUACAAAUUGUAUCUGAAAGCAAAUCAGCUUCGUGGGUCAAUAACAUCAUGCUUAAGCAAUGUUAGUUCGCUGAGAGAAAUUUUCUUUGAUGGAAACUUCUUAAACUCAAGCAUUCCUGCUGGCUUAUGGAACCUCACCGAUCUCUUGUAUUUGGAUUUGUCCUCUAAUUUACUGAGUGGCUCACUACCUCAAGAAGUUCAAAAUUUGAAGGCAAUAACACUAUUGGGUCCAAGAAAUCAUCUUAGUGGAAGUAUUCCAAGUUCCAUUGGAGGUUUGCAAAGUCUAGCCAACCUUUCUUUAGCACAAAAUCAGUUUGAGGGACCUAUUCCAGACUCACACGGUCAUAUUAUAAGCUUGGAGGUUUUGGACCUAUCCAAUAACAAUCUAUCAGGUCCCAUCCCAAAGUCCUUGGAGGUACUCUCAUAUCUCACUCAUCUUAAUCUUUCUUUCAACCACUUAGGAGGAGAAAUUCCCUCUGGUGGUCCUUUUGAGAACUUCACACACGAAUCAUUCAUGUGUAAUGGUGAAUUGUGUGGAGCCCAAAGAUUUCAUGUUCCUCCAUGUUGGAGUCACAAAAAAGUAUUUCACAUGUUAGGCAUUAUAUUGAGUAUAACAGCAGCAGUAAUUGCUGUUGCAAAGGAAGAAUGA